Molecule: messenger RNA, 2769 nt
Organism: Penicillium griseofulvum
Lineage: Eukaryota; Fungi; Ascomycota; Eurotiomycetes; Eurotiales; Aspergillaceae
Exons: 3
Coding region: 1-2769 (922 amino acids)
Biological process (GO): regulation of transcription by RNA polymerase II
Cellular component (GO): SAGA complex
Molecular function (GO): transcription coregulator activity
Source: RefSeq, a predicted model, not a curated record
AUGAUGGCGACCGCAAUAUCCAAGCCGGCCUCUCAUUCCCAGAAGAUGAAGCGGCCGCCCCCGCCUUUCGGCCAGGCCGCGGUCAACGGAGUCAAGGGCCAGCACCUCUCGUCUUCGCCCACCUCCGCCGCAAAACGUUUGCCCACGGGCGCCCCCAUCAACGCAAGUUCCAAUUUCACAAACGGCGUGGCCCAUGUGGCGAGUUCCACGACUAAAGGCCCCCUUAAUCGGACUAGGAAUCAGUCGCAAAGGCCCAUGGAUCAGCCCUCACGCUCUGGCCGGCCAGUAACCAGAACCGCCGUUGCAGAUAACACACACCGAGUUGGGAAAAGGGCACCAGAACCAUAUGUGAAAACUACAUCCUACAUCCUUAAGAAAUAUUCGAAAAGCCCCCCAUCCCUAAUUGUGCAUUUACAUCCUACACAUUUCCGAUUUGAGCAGCAAGACGGUAGCUUCCCUUACAACUCCGAGAUGAAGGUUAUCAUCGAGCACAUUCGCGCUGGGACUGUUCCACAUGAUCUGAUUGAGGAACUUCUGCGAGGUGGUGUGCAGUUCUAUGAAGGUUGCCUCAUCGUCCGUGUCAUCGAUCACAAAUCUGCUUCCGCGCAAGCAAGAAAAGUUUCCACAACCUCAUCCAACGAGAACAACACACCGUUCUCCCUACACAAUUACAACGAACACAUUACUCCGUCCGCUUUUGUUCCAUACCCAAAACAAAACCAGCUCACCUCGGCCACCCAAGGCACCAAGGCCGAUGGGGCCUCGGCUGCUAGUCAGCAGACAGAUGGUUCGGCCAUUGGUGAGCAGGUGGACGGCAAAAGCAGCAACACAGGUCAGAAAAAUUCCCCUGUGAAGCCUCGCGUAUUCACUACAGUACUCCAUCCCACUGCCCGCACUUUGCAGGCAGAGUUGACACUGCUGGUCACCACCCCUGAUCCGAGAGCCAACAAAACACCACCAGCUCAAUCAAGCUCCUCUGGUUCUUCAGCCACCCCUGGAAGCAGUCAUCCAGACCGCGGGCACGUCGCAAAGAGACAGAAAAUGCUGGUUGAGCCUGAAGAUCUUUUGGAAUUCGAAUCUAAAAUGACACAGGCAUUGGCGCCUCCUCUCUUCUUGGAACCUGUGCAUAGUUUCGAGGCUGCCCAAGAGUUGCUUAGGCACCUGGCAAGCCCACUGCAUUGCGACCCGCCACCCUUGCCCAAGCGCCGAAAGAGAACCGUUGCCGAACUUGCUGCUGACGAAGCCUUGGCGGCCGAAGAGGAGAGAUUUAUGCUUAUCAUGGACGAACGUCUGGAGCCCACGGCUUCUGGUCCGGGUGGUGCUGCGAAGGCUGCUGCCGUGGAUGAUGCGGGUGGUGUGGCGCCAUUUGAACCCCGAUUCUCCCGCUUCAAGACACUUGAAACGAUUCGCAUGCAACAUGAGGAGAAGGCUAAACGUGAACAUGAAAUGAAGCUCAAGCAGGAGUUGGCCAAGAGACAACAGCAGGAGCAAGAGAGAGAGCGGCGUCGUGCAAUUGAGCAGCGACAGGCCGAGGAACACGCGAAAGAGGAAUCUCGAAGACAACAACUUGCCGCGCAGCAAGCGCAGGCUCAACUCGCUGCACAACAGCAGAAUCGUCAUAUUAUGGCUCAGCCGAAUGGCGUCAGCCAAGGCCAGCAGUCUUCGCCUGUUGUACGUAACCAGACCCCACAUACCACUUCAUCACCACUGGUUGGUAACAUUAUGCCGCAGGCGGUUCCGAUGACAAUGACCGCAUCUGGAUCCGGCAGUCCGCCCCGACCUCCCUCUGCUUUGCAGCAUGCUCAUCCGAAUGUUAUGAGCCACCCGAUGGCACCUUCCAGAAGUCAACAAGGACCAAGCCGACAUGGUACUCCACAGAUGACUCAGGGCACACCGGCUAUGUCGCAUGCCACGCCAAUCAUGCGUAAUGUCACGCCUACUCAGCGGAUGGGUCAUGGCAGUCCAACCCACUCGAUGGGCCAGACUCCGGUGAUGAAUCAGGGCAUGGCACCUACGCCGCAAAUGAAUGGGGGCAUGCCUUUCACACCACAACAGCAGAUGAUGUUACAACAACACCGACAGCAAGCGCUUCUUCAAGCGCAACAACAAGGACAUAUGCAGCACAAUCAGUUCACGCCGCAGCAGCUAGCCCAACUACAAGCUAAUGCCCACGCUCAACAAAAUAUACAAUCUCAUCAACACCAAAUGCUACAGCAGCAGCAGCAGCAACAACAAAACCAUCAGGGUGUUCCCAAACUUAGUCAACAAGGCCAGCAAGCAUACCAGGCUCAGCUCAUGCGUGCUCAGUAUGCGCAAAUGCAAAUAGUCAAGCAGCAACAGCAAGGGCAGCACCCACCGAUGCAGGGCCAGCAAGGCCAGCCACAUCAAGGCAAUCCGCAGUUAACACCCCAACAGCAGCAAAUGCUGUUGGCAGCUACACAGGCGAAUGGUGGCCAAAUGGGUCAAAAUGGACAGCCCAUGAACCAGGCACAAAGAUACACCCAGCUCUACCAACAACGACUGCUUCGCAUGCGGCAUGAUAUGUCAGCACGGUACAUGUCUCAGUACGGCCCGCCAAACCAGUACCCUUCCAAUAUUGCGCAACAGUAUGGCCCUGGUCUGGAAAAGACAGCCAAAGCGUGGGUCUCCGAGGUUAUGCGACGUGAGCGGGAUGGCGGACAGCAACAGCAGCAACAGCGGGCUGCGUUGCAAGCCCAGCAAAUGCAAGCGCAGGGCUCGAUGCACAGUAUGGGUGGCCUGAACAACUGA